This is a messenger RNA of Phlebotomus argentipes, 1925 nucleotides long. RefSeq names its product diacylglycerol kinase epsilon (gene Dgkepsilon). Gene Ontology annotation, molecular function: ATP-dependent diacylglycerol kinase activity. Bases 76 to 1641 code for a protein of 521 amino acids. The record is from RefSeq and is a predicted model, not a curated record. NCBI's taxonomy places the organism in Eukaryota, Metazoa, Arthropoda, Insecta, Diptera, Psychodidae. The transcript is spliced from 4 exons.
CGGUGACAAUGGGGAAGAUGUCACCCAUCUGAGGUUUUUCCACUUGUAUUCAAUCGCAUUUCCCGGCAUUUCCCCAUGAUUGAGUGGACUUUCUCCCUCGCCACGGGCAUUAUAGUGUUGACAGUGAGCAUUUGGUACUUGGUCAGAUACCUCCUGAUCCACGAUGUUGUGUACAUCCAAGGAAAACCGCGGCACAGUUGGAAGUCGUCAAAGUUGCUGGACAGAGGAUGCUACUGCUCAGUCUGUGAGAUUCUCCUCGUGUCCACGGGCCGCUUCUGUGACCACUGUGGCGUUUGCUCCCAUCCGGAGUGCAUAAAGAAAGCCGAAAGACAGUUCAAGUGCAAGGAAAAGCAUUCCAAGGAAGAUCGUCUGGCCAAGCACAAGUGGACAAGAGGGAAUCUGCCCCUGAAUUGCACCUGCGAUGCCUGUGGCGAGGACAUGGAUGCCACCAAUGAGCCGGGAUUGCAUGGCUUCAGGUGUUGCUGGUGCCAAAAGUGCGCUCACACUGCUUGUUUCUCUCGGAUGAGUGAAGACUGUGAUUAUGGAGAAUUUCGCGAUUUUAUCAUCCCAUCGUCAUGUAUUGAUGCCGUGCGUCGGCGUGCUGGUGCCAAGUUGCUGCUGAGGGGCGUGAAAGCUGCGCCGUGGCCCACCUGGAAGCCCCUGAUUGUCGUGGCCAACGUGAAGUCCGGCAGUAGUCGCUCCGAUGACUUCCUAGCACUCUUCCGUGGCGUCCUCAAUUCCUUGCAAGUCACCGAGAUGUCGCGAUCAGGUCCGCAAGAUGCUCUGCAGUGGAUCGCAAGGAUAAGUCCACGUCCUUGUCGCAUCCUCGUGGCGGGCGGCGAUGGAACAAUCGGCUGGGUGAUGAACACUCUCUUCUCGAUGGCUGUGCAGCCCUACCCGGAGAUCUGCAUCCUCCCUCUGGGCACCGGCAAUGAUUUAUCGCGCAUCCUCAACUGGGGCGCCGAAGCCCCGGACAGUGUUGAUCCUGUGAAAUUCCUGCGCCAGAUAAGAGAUGCCGAAGUGAUGAAACUCGAUCGUUGGGUGCUGGAAAUAACCGGCACAUCGUCGAGAAUUCCUCUCAAGCGACCCGUAAAGCGGGACAUCUUCAUGUACAAUUACUUCAGUGUCGGCGUGGAUGCUCAAGUCGCCCUGAACUUCCAUCGCGCCCGCGAAAGUCAAUUCUACAUGCUGAGCAGUCGAUUGAUCAACAAAAUGCUCUAUCUCUGCUUCGGAACACACCAAGUGAUGAUCCCAGACUGCGUGGGACUCGACAAGGAGAUCGAACUGUGGCUGGACGAUGAGAAGGUCGAUCUGCCUGAGCUGCAGUCAGUUGUCUUUCUCAACAUUGACUCCUGGGGAGCCGGAGUGAAGCUAUGGGAAAUGAGCCGCGAGGAGAACGAUUCCACGCCCAGCAGCUUCUCCGACGGUGUCAUGGAAGUUCUGGGCAUUGUCUCCUCCUUCCACAUCGCGCAGCUCCAAGUUGGACUGAACAAACCCAUCAGACUCGGUCAAGCCAAGACGGCUCGGCUCAGAAUCCUGAAAACAUGCCCCGUGCAGGCCGACGGCGAGCCCUGGAAGCAGACGCCCUGCGAAAUCAACAUCCAGUGCACCGAACAAGCCACCGUUCUGCGAAGAAAGUGAACUUAUCCGCCUCUCGUACUUUUAAAAAUCUUUUCAACAUAAUGUGAUCUUCUUUUGGAAUCUCCGUUUUGUUUGCGAAUUUAUGUCUUAAAAUAUUUAUAUAGGUGUUGUCCAUAUAUAUUGUGUUUAGUAAUGGUAUUUUGGUGUUUUUCUUUCAUACCAUGCAUGACCACAAUUUGCCAAAUCUCCCUUCGUUUCUGUCUUUGCGUUUUCCCACACGUCAACUUUUCUUCACAGUGUAUUAACGAACAAAAUUUGUAAGAUGACAAAACUUUCUCCUCAGU